UGAAGGCGCUGCUGCAGCUGAAGGAGGCGUGGGGCAUUUGGGAGAACAACAGCAACGCCACCACUGCGUGCUCUGCAUGGACCGGCGUCACGUGCACCCCCGAAGGGCUCGUCGUUGCCCUGGAAGUGCAUCCUCCAGCCAGUGGUGCCAUACCUGCCUCCAUCACUACUCUCGCCACUCUGCAGUACCUGGAUCUGACCUACGUUAAUCUGGUGGGACCAAUUCCAUCCCUCGCCAGUCUCACUGGCCUUACCAACCUAGCUAUUGGAAAGCGUGGCUGCAGUCUGACUGGAACUCUGGACGGACUGGCUUGGCUCUCCUCCCUCACCAACCUGCAAGCACUGAGUCUAGAGUACUUGACAGCAUUCACAGGGGACUUGUCCUCCCUGCACAUCCUUUCUCAGCUGAGAAGCCUUCAGCAGCUGAAACUCAGUUCGUUCACCAACGCCACAGGGGAGAUACCCAGAGAGCUCCAGUACAUGACUGCCCUCACUUCACUGGAUCUAGCUCUUCUUCGUGCCGUGGAGUUUCCCAUUUGGGUCACUCAACUCUCCAACCUUCAGUAUCUGAACCUGGAAACGGACGAUCCACACCGGCAAGGACGAUUGCUGAAUGACGACAUGUCACAGCUGACUGCACUCACAAGCAUGUCCCUCAGUGGAAACAACCUGGAAGGAAGGCUACCUUCCCAACAGCUGGGCCAAUCUGGUCAAUCUGCAGGAACUAGAUUUGAGCUACAACCAAUUUCAAGGACCCAUUCCGAUAACAUUCUCGGCUCUAACAAGCCUGACCGUAUUAGACCUUUCGUGGAAUCAACUCUCUGGUUCAAUACCCCCUGCAUUUGCUCCCAGCAUCCAGUCAAU
Messenger RNA from Closterium sp. Naga37s-1, 863 nucleotides. NCBI's taxonomy places the organism in Eukaryota, Viridiplantae, Streptophyta, Zygnematophyceae, Desmidiales, Closteriaceae. The record is from the annotation of a GenBank genome assembly.